Molecule: messenger RNA, 1436 nt
Organism: Aspergillus sclerotioniger CBS 115572
Lineage: Eukaryota; Fungi; Ascomycota; Eurotiomycetes; Eurotiales; Aspergillaceae
Exons: 4
Coding region: 276-1298 (340 amino acids)
Source: RefSeq, a predicted model, not a curated record
GCCAGUUCAACAAACAAUCUUCAUCACCUCUUCAUGACUGACGCCUUACGUUUUCAGUACCAACUUGGGGACAGAUAUCUGGAUAUUGGGCUUCUAAACUCUCCUGGAAAGUGAAGAGUCAUGCACCCCAGCAGGGUCUAUCGCAGUGAUGCGCUGUCCGGCUUGGGGUGGCGAUGUGCCAGAUCAAAAGCAUAGAGAACACGCAUCCUAUCCAUUCGUCAUCACUUUCACAGCGACUACUGCAACAGUUCCUCGUGCCGAUCGGAUAACUAGUUAUGGCUUCGGAAUUCGACGAUGAGCACGAUGAGCUCUCAAGCGUUGGUGAUGAGGAAGACGAUGCCAUAAAUGACAUUGUCGCUCAUGUUGUCGAUCAAUUUCUCAUGGAGUUCAGCCGACGACUCGGGAUUCCGCACCCAGAAGACAUGCCGUUGCCUCCUUUCCCCGAAGCCAAGAUACCAGAGACCGAAGAGGACUAUCGAAGAUACGUCUGGCAGUUCAUCGAGCAAAACCUACAGGCCUACUAUCAGCCGGGAGACCCAUACGUGGAGGAAUUGGUGAAGAAUGCAGCUGCCCGAACUAAGAAUCUCACCCAGAAAUACGAGUUGGAACCCGAAGUCACACCAAAAUUGGCCCUCAUGGCCUUGUAUGACUUUGCGAUACUCUGUGAUAACAGCACUUCAAUGAAGAGAGGGAGGGGUAUACGCAUCCAGGCUCUCGAAGAUACUUGCCAAAAUGUCGCUGAAAUUGGCUGCUGUAUUCAGGAACAGGGCGUAUAUCUUCGCUUCCUAAACACUCCAGAGAACGAAACCUUUACCAAACUGACCAGUGAGGGAAUCCGAACCAAGAUGAACACUGUCAAAUAUUCCGGAUUGACUCGACUGGGGACUGUGCUUAGCAGCAAGAUCGUCAAGCCUCUCAUUCUCGAUAAACUCGAAUCUGACCAGCUCGAGAAGCCUCUGAUCACGAUCAUCAUAACUGAUGGAGAUCUUAAGCCCCAAGGUGAAGACGCAUCCUGUCUUGAAGAAAUUGUUCUGGGCUGCAAGAGAAGGCUGGAUGAACACUCCGGGGGUUCCGCGGGCGCUGUAUUCCUCAUCUCACGGGUUGGCAAUGACCCCGGUGCAGAGACAUUUCUCAGUAACCUUAUGAUGAAUAAGAACCUAGAAGAGACCUUGUAUUGCUGUCCAGACCAGCUGGAUGAGCGACGGGAGGUGUUUCGUAAAGCCGGAAAAGAUCGUCAGUACUCUUCAUAUCUGAUAAAGUUGUUCAAAGAUGCGCUGGAAAGCCAGACAGAUAUGUAGCCACAGGAGUUUCGUUUGGGAAUCCAUGAGGACUUCGAAUUUUCGUAUGUGAGCGAGCAUCUUUUAGAUAGUCAACAAUUCAACUUAGGUUUUCACCGCGUAGUGUAUACUACUAGGUAGUCCUUACCUAUUCGAAAG